This is a messenger RNA of Tetrapisispora phaffii CBS 4417, 921 nucleotides long. Its product is annotated as SEC14 family lipid-binding protein. The record is from RefSeq and is a predicted model, not a curated record. NCBI's taxonomy places the organism in Eukaryota, Fungi, Ascomycota, Saccharomycetes, Saccharomycetales, Saccharomycetaceae. The coding region runs from base 1 to 921 and encodes 306 amino acids. The transcript has a single exon.
AUGGAUACAGUUGUUGCUCAAGAAAAGGAAUUUCUAGAAUCCUACCCUCAAGUUUGUGCUGCUGGCUCCUUGCCAGGCACUCCAGGUAACUUGACUAAAGAACAAGAAAGUGCAUUGGAACAAUUGAAAGAAAUUUUAAUUGCCAAGGAAUACAAACUAAGACUAGACGAUUCGACAUUAUUAAGAUUUUUAAGAGCUAGAAAGUUCGAUGUUAACUUAUCCCUGGAAAUGUACGAAAAUUGUGAAAAAUGGAGAAAAGAAUAUGGCACUGACAGUAUUUUAACUGACUUCCAUUACGAUGAAAAGCCAAUUGUCGCCAAAUACUACCCACAAUACUACCACAAGACUGAUAAGGAAGGUAGACCAGUUUACUUCGAAGAGUUAGGUGCUGUUAAUUUACCUGAAAUGUUGAAAAUUACUACACAGGAAAGAAUGCUAAAGAACUUAGUUUGGGAAUAUGAAUCUUUUGUUAAAUACAGAUUGCCUGCUUCAUCAAGAGCUUUUAACUCUUUAGUGGAAACUUCUUGCACUGUUUUAGAUUUAAAAGGUAUUUCUAUUUCUUCUGCUUACAAUGUUAUUUCUUACGUCAAGGAAGCUUCUGUAAUCGGUCAAAACUACUACCCAGAGAGAAUGGGUAAAUUCUAUAUUAUCAAUGCUCCAUUCGGGUUUUCUGCUGCAUUCAAACUAUUCAAACCAUUUUUAGACCCGGUCACUGUGUCUAAGAUCUUUAUCUUAGGUUCCUCAUAUAAGAAAGAGUUAUUGAAACAGAUUCCAGAAGAAAACCUCCCAGUCAAGUUCGGUGGUAAAUCUGAGGUCGACGAAUCUCAAGGUGGUCUAUACUUGUCUGAUAUUGGUCCAUGGAGAAACGCUGAGUUCAUUGGACCAGAAGGUGAGGCCCCACAUGCAUUUUCAAUGAACUAG